AUGAUUUGCAAUAUUGUACGAUUAUUAAUAUUUACAUUAUUAGUAAAUAUUAUAUUUGGCUUUUCUACAACAUCAAAUGACAAUCGACGACUUUAUCAAUUGUUAAAACAACGUUCAGCUGAAAAUGAUAACGAAUAUGUUUGGUUUACACGAGAUAUUCAUCAAAGAAUCAAUGAUGAAGAAAUGAAAGCAAAUGAAAAUGAUUUAUUUCAUCCAAAAAUCUCCAACAAUAUCAAACAUCAAAAGUAUCCAAAUGUUAAAAAUUCUAUCUAUGAAUAA
Messenger RNA from Adineta steineri, 279 nucleotides. Lineage: Eukaryota; Metazoa; Rotifera; Eurotatoria; Adinetida; Adinetidae. The record is from the annotation of a GenBank genome assembly.